AUCCGUUUUGUCACAGAAGGAGAAGCCAGUCUCCACGCGUGUGUCCAGAGCGGUCUUGCCGCCGAUGUUCUUCCAGUGCACGGAUUCCUUGUAGCUGAUGCGGGUGGCAGCACGCUUGAUAUCUGUUCAUAUGCGGUCCGAGGAACAAAUCCCCUGGUUAUCGAGGAGGUAGCUCCUCCUGAU
Messenger RNA from Suillus clintonianus, 183 nucleotides. RefSeq lists its product as uncharacterized. The transcript has 2 exons. NCBI's taxonomy places the organism in Eukaryota, Fungi, Basidiomycota, Agaricomycetes, Boletales, Suillaceae. The annotation marks the transcript as partial. The record is from RefSeq and is a predicted model, not a curated record.